GACGAAGGAGAUGAUGAUGAUGGUGGUGAUGAUGAUGAUGAUGAUGCUGCGCCGCGUCACCCCGCCCCUCUCGUGUCUGGUGGAGAGGAUGAGGACAGGAAGUGCGUGAUGGUGAUGCUGCCCCCCCUGCUGGCGCUUGGUAUAAACCGCACGAGGACGAGAAGGAGGAGGAGGCAAGCUCGGGCGGGGCUACGGGAGCCAGGGGGCGUGGCCUGUUCAAACUGGUCGAGCAGGCUGCUGUGAAGACCAAGGCAACACCUUGACAAAGGCAGAGGAACCAGCCAUGGCGGUCAACAAAUGCAUCAAAUACCUUCUCUUCUUCUUCAACCUUCUCUUCUGGCUGAGCGGUUGCAUCAUCCUGGGCGUGUCCAUCUACCUGAAAGUCAGCAAGAACGGCAAUGUGAUCACAGACGAGUCUCUUCCCGGCGUGGACCUGCUGAUCGCCGUGGGCGUCAUCAUCAUGGUGCUGGGCUUCCUGGGAUGCUGCGGCGCCAUCAAGGAGAACCGCUGCCUGCUCAUCCUGUUCUUCGCCAGCCUCCUCCUCAUCUUCAUCCUCCUGCUGGCGGCGGGCAUCCUGGGCGCCGUGGGCGAGAGCAAGGUGAAGGACUGGGUGAAGGAGCGUCUGCAGAAGUUCCUGCCGCUCUCCAGCCAGCCGGAGAACGUGAGGAUGGACCUGGAGAAGCUGCAGGAGGAGCUCAAAUGUUGCGGCCUCGUGAACGGAGCGUCCGACUGGGACGUCGUUCCCGCCUCGUGUCGCUGCGCAACCCCGGGGCCCGACUGCGACGCCAGCGGCGUGUACAGCACGUCGUGCUCCAGCCAGAUUGUCCGCCUGCUGGAGAAGAACAUGGAGGUGGUGAUCGGGAUCGCCUUCGCCAUCGCCAUCCUGCUGAUUGCUGGCAUGGUGUUCUCCAUGAUCCUCUACUGUCAGAUCGGCAAGGAGAACGCCUCCACGGCUUGACCACGCCCCCUCCCCGAGCCACCCAUCUGACCUCCAUCCUCCGCUUUUACUCUGAAAGAAUGCUUCAUUUACUCUUUCCUGUAUUGUUGCAAUGUACAGAGUCCCACAAAUGAAACCUACGUCAAUAUUUGACAAUAUCAAAACUGGUAUUCCUUUUAAGUUGCUGUAUUCUGAAUGCUGUUGCCUUCGUUGAUCAGAAACAACAUGAAUAUUGUUUGUGUGAUGAUUACAAGAAUGAAAUUCCGACUCAGGGUUCUAUUCUCAAGCUAUUUCCUCUUGUUUUCAAGUGCCUCACUUCCUGUGCGCCGCCGUAUUGGAGCCGUCACGUGACUUUCUUUUGCUACACAUGAUGAUGAUUAUGAUGAUGAUCUCUAAUGAUAAUGAUGAUAAUAAUGACAAUAAAAACGUAAACAUACAA
This is a messenger RNA of Doryrhamphus excisus (bluestripe pipefish), 1376 nucleotides long. RefSeq names its product tetraspanin-8-like. The record is from RefSeq and is a predicted model, not a curated record. Gene Ontology annotation, cellular component: plasma membrane. Lineage: Eukaryota; Metazoa; Chordata; Actinopteri; Syngnathiformes; Syngnathidae.